CUGAUGGAUGAGGAUGAGAAAGACAGGGCAAAGAGGGCUUCACGUAAUAAGUCUGAAAAGAAGAGACGUGACCAGUUCAAUAUUCUCAUUAAGGAGCUCAGUUCAAUGCUUCCUGGAAACACACGUAAAAUGGACAAAACUACAGUUCUUGAAAAAGUCAUUAGCUUUCUUCAGAAACAUAAUGAAUUCUCAGUGCAGACAGAAUUUUGUGAUGUUCAUCAGGAAUGGAAGCCCUCUUUUCUCAGCAAUGAAGAAUUCACUCAACUGAUGUUGGAGGCACUGGAUGGGUUUGUUAUAGCAGUCACCACUGAUGGAAGCAUCGUGUAUGUUUCUGAUAGCAUCACACCUCUUCUUGGACACUUGCCAUCUGAAGUCAUGGAUCAAAAUUUGUUAAAAUUCCUCCCGGAACAAGAACAUUCAGAUAUUUAUAAAAUAUUAUCAUCUCAUAUGCUUCUAAUGGAUACUGUUUCAUCGGAUUAUCUAAAAUGUAAUGAGGAUUUAGAAUUUUACUGCCAUCUUCUACGAGGAAGUCUGAACCCAAAGGAUUUUCCAACAUAUGAAUACAUAAAAUUUGUAGGGAAUUUUCUAUCUUACAAUCAUGUGCCUCUGUCUGACUGUCACAGCUCUGAAGAUGCUGUUCCUAGGGAUUACAGAACACCACAAGGAAAACAAAUCUGCUUUGUUGCUACUGUUCGGCUGGCCACCCCUCAGUUUUUAAAGGAAAUGUGCAUAGUUGAAGAAUCUUUAGAGGAAUUCACUUCAAGACACAGUUUGGAAUGGAAAUUUUUAUUUCUGGAUCACAGAGCCCCACCAAUUAUAGGAUAUUUGCCUUUUGAAGUGCUGGGAACUUCUGGCUAUGAUUACUAUCAUAUAGAUGACCUACAGCUCUUGGCACAAUGCCAUGAACACUUGAUGCAAUUUGGCAAAGGGAAAUCUUGCUGCUAUCGAUUUUUGACCAAAGGACAGCAAUGGAUCUGGCUACAAACGCAUUACUAUAUCACCUACCAUCAGUGGAACUCCAAACCAGAAUUCAUUGUGUGCACUCAUACAGUAGUGAGUUAUGCAGAUGUUCGAGUGGAAAGGCAACAAAAUCUGAUUUUAGAAGAUGCACCUAUAGAUAUCAUCUCUUCAGUAUUAAAGGACAAUGUCCCGGAUUUGAAUCCUCAGCAGCAUUUUAAAUCAAUUGAAUUAGACACAGCGGUUCUCAACACCAGCCAGAUAUUUUCUAUGUCUUCUCAUGGUUUACACAAAUCUUUGCCUUCAUCCUUGCCUGAAACGGCAACCACAAUAACAAAGCCCAUCCCAGAGUCUUCCUCAUUGCAAAGAUCACCCAUCAUACAGCAGAACUUACCAAAAGAGAGGUCUAAACUACCUGCUACAGCUCAACUCUCUUCCCAAUUUACUAUGUUUCAAACCAUCAAGAACCAACUUGAGCAGCGGACCCGUAUACUGCAAGCUAACAUUCAGUGGCAGCAAGAAGAGUUGCAGAAAAUCCAAGAACAGCUGUGCAUGGUACAAGAUUCCAAUAUACAGGAUAAGAAAUCUGUGAGAAUCUUGGAAGAGAUUCAAGAUGGUUGUCAUUCUUCUGGCAAUUUAACCUCACCCUUGAGCAAUACUUCUGUGCUCUCACCAUCUUUGGCUAUAGCACCAUCUCCUGCUAUUUCACAGGAUAGCAGCCUCCAGCAAAGCCUUACAGAUUUGGGCCAUGAUCGACAACUAAGGUAAAAGAAUAAGCUUGUGGUUUGUUUUGUUUUUCCAUCUUUAUUUGCGGUAGUAUAGUAACAAAUUUUAUCAGAGGUUUAAAUUAUUAUUGUAACAGACAUAUAGAUAUAUAUGCAUAAUCUAUCCUGCUAUUUUCAUGUAAGCAAUGUAAGCAAUGUUAUGCAGAGCAUAGAAAAGGUAUAAAUUUUAAAAGAGUAAUGCUACAAAUAAAAAUCAUAAAUAUGUAGAAAGGUAUAUUCUUUC
This is a messenger RNA of Protobothrops mucrosquamatus (brown spotted pit viper), 1965 nucleotides long. RefSeq names its product neuronal PAS domain protein 2 (gene NPAS2). Bases 4 to 1725 code for a protein of 573 amino acids. NCBI's taxonomy places the organism in Eukaryota, Metazoa, Chordata, Lepidosauria, Squamata, Viperidae. The record is from RefSeq and is a predicted model, not a curated record. Gene Ontology annotation, cellular component: CLOCK-BMAL transcription complex; nucleus; cytoplasm. Gene Ontology annotation, biological process: circadian regulation of gene expression; regulation of transcription by RNA polymerase II. Gene Ontology annotation, molecular function: RNA polymerase II cis-regulatory region sequence-specific DNA binding; protein dimerization activity; DNA-binding transcription factor activity, RNA polymerase II-specific. The transcript has 15 exons.